CCCAGCCCUGCCCCCACCCGGGCACAGCGGAGUACCAGGCCCUGUGCCCCCGUGGGAACGGCUACGCCGCGACGGGACCCCUCGCCACGCUCACAGACAUGGACGAGUGCGCGCUCUUCAGCGCCCAGCUGUGCCGGGGGGGCGUCUGCCUCAACAGCGCCCCUGGCUACGCCUGCUACUGCCCCAACGGCUACUACUACGAGACACAUCACCUGGAGUGCAUCGAUAAUGACGAGUGCCGUGACGAGGAGGCAGAGCCCUGCGUGGGGGGGGCCUGCGUGAACACCAUCGGCUCCUUCUACUGCGCCUGCUCGCCCCCCCUCGUGCUGGACGGGUCCCAGCGCCGCUGCGUGGCCAACGACAGCCAGGCCCUGG
Molecule: messenger RNA, 375 nt
Organism: Terrapene triunguis (Three-toed box turtle)
Lineage: Eukaryota; Metazoa; Chordata; Testudines; Emydidae
Product: latent-transforming growth factor beta-binding protein 4-like
Exons: 4
Molecular function (GO): calcium ion binding
Source: RefSeq, a predicted model, not a curated record